Messenger RNA from Lodderomyces margitis, 2637 nucleotides. RefSeq lists its product as uncharacterized. Gene Ontology annotation, molecular function: rDNA binding; RNA polymerase I general transcription initiation factor activity. Gene Ontology annotation, biological process: nucleolar large rRNA transcription by RNA polymerase I; transcription initiation at RNA polymerase I promoter. The record is from RefSeq and is a predicted model, not a curated record. Lineage: Eukaryota; Fungi; Ascomycota; Pichiomycetes; Serinales; Debaryomycetaceae. Bases 1 to 2637 code for a protein of 878 amino acids. Gene Ontology annotation, cellular component: RNA polymerase I upstream activating factor complex. The transcript has a single exon.
AUGACAUCUAUACAGCUACCCUACUCGACAUCCAGUGAGAGUAGUGGAGAUAGUGAAGUUGAAGGUUUUCCAACUUUGACGCAAAUACAACCAAGGUUAUCAAAUGGUCAACCGAAGGAAACACAUUCAUUAGAGGAGUCCAAUGAGAAGCAAGUUCGAGAGGAGCCACAAGGUGAGCAGCAAGUACUACGACAUUCGACGCAAAAAUCUUUGUCCAAUGGCAAUGCUACUGAUGAACCAGCGGGAAGGAGUGAACCAGUCAGCUAUUUUGACAUGAUUUUUGGAAGUGGGUCUUGUAGUCGACUGAGAAAAAACAACCCAUCAUUCAAUGCAGAUCAAUCAUCACCGGGGGUAUCAUCAGACCUGUUAGUAGAUUCAUCCGAUUUAAACGAGUAUUCCAGUGAAGAGGUGCCGGAUGCAAGGGAAGGACGACAGAAUCGAGAUAAACAAAUAAACGAACGCAUUGAAAAGCACCUUGGACUAAAAGGAGAAGAUUUUGAUCGACGAAAGAUAAGCAGACAGGAUAAUCUAUUAAAGCACAAACAACUGGAACAGAUUGAACAUAGGAGGUGUGACAGAAUGGAAAUAAAGCCAGCCAAGUUUGAAGAGAAAGCCCAAAAGCAGGCAAUACACGAAGAACAAAGGCAAAACAAGUUGGAAGACAGAUUGAAAAAAAGGAUAGCAAAACUAGAAGGGUAUUUGGAAAACAUUCGACUAAAGAAGCGACUUGAUCGUGAUGCCAUAAUGGAGGAAUUGGAUAAUUGGAGGCUAGAAUUGAACAAGCCUCGACAAGACCGCAUAUCCUUGCUAGAGUUUAAAGAAAAACUGGAGCAGAAACUCAAGUCGAGCAAAAUAGUGGCAAAGCCUAACGAUGGGUCUGAACCAGAGAGUCAGAAACCUCAAGACGUUGAAGAGGUAUCACAAGAUGGCACUUUUUUGAUUGAUAGGAAACGCAAACGAACAGCACAAGCUGAAGAGAAGCGACAACAGAAGAGGACGAAAGGCGAAUCAAACACGCAACCGGAACAAGAUCCUACAAAUAGUGGCGAUGCCUCAACAAGUGUGAUGAAGAACAACGAUGAUGGUGAUAACGACUCAAGACAAAUAAAAGAGCGGCCAUUGCGUCAACCAAAUGUCAAUUAUGUAAAAUUCUACAAUCGAUUUGUAUGUGAGACAUUUGACCCUACGAAAUGCAUUCCCGAAUUGCCACUAUCAUCACUGAAAAUCAAUUACGGCGGAUCAUACCCUAAUGAAUCAAAGUAUCCUGGGCAGUUUUGGUCAGGUGCAGAAAAGGAAUUAUUCUUUACUUUGCUUGCUCGAUAUUCUAUUCAUCAGUUGGACAUGAUUAGUUUAUCCAUGUGCAAAUCUGAAUUGGAAAUUACCACCUAUUAUAACUUAUUGAAACGCGAGUUGGAAAACUUGAAAAAGAAGGAGGGAGUGAGAAGGGGUUAUGUAACAGGUUUGAAGGAAUGCAACAGUCGGUUGGUGCAAUAUGGAGAAAUUCCCGCUGCUUAUGAGAUGCUGAAAUAUUUCAUCAAAUAUGAGGAUGAACAAAGUAUGUUGAUGGGUGCAGAGGGAAAUUAUGAAGCAGUGACUAGCGAUGAGGUUUCGGUUGAUAAUGAUGAUGCUUCAGUUGAUGACACAGAUACGUUGAUUAAUCGACUGAAUAUGUCAACAAUGUUUGGUAAAUGUUGUGACGAUGAAUUGUGUCAAGUAUUGGAAAAUCUUGUGAAAAAAAUCACAAAAGAUAUCUUGAUAAAUAUCGUCAACACCAAAACGAAAAAGCCGGAUCAUGUACCACAAGGUGUCAUCUCAAGACCCACUGAGCUCAUCACCAUACUUCCUAGGAACAUCAAAUCAAGCAUAACUCAAUUGGGCUAUUCACGUCCUAAUACCACGUUUAACUUUGAUAAACCAUUGGUGAAGAAAGUUUACUCAAAUCAAUACGGACAUCGUCGAUGGUUUAACAACAUCACCAAUAUUACUUCUGUGCCAGCAUUCGGCAACUUGAUUCGGAAACCAAACCAAAGAACGAUUCCAACUAUUCACAAUUUGCAUCAAUAUCAAAAUGGGAAAUUUGGCUCUGUUGUUGAUGGCACACUCGAUGAGGACUUUGAAUCCAAGUUAAUAAGAUUGGAGACCAAGGAAAUUGAUGAUCAUGAUGUGUUGGAACUGCGAAUGUAUGAGCAUGGGUUAUUAUUUAUGUUGCUCGAUGGCGAGACUGAAAUAUUUCCUGGGGAUAUUAGGAGGUUGAAUCAAUGGGAGAAGGAGUUGAAUAAGGAGGAAAAAGAUAGCAAAAGGAGGCAAGGGGUGGAAGAGAAAAACAAUUAUGAUGGGAUAACGAGCGAGGAUGGAAGUGAGGAUGAGAAUGAGAAAAUGGUUGAUCUUUUGAAGACCUAUUCACGACAUUUCUCCUCCUGGGUUGACACUGAUGAAGAAAAAUUAGUUGAAAUGAGAGCAGUUGAUGAGUAUGACAAUGAGUAUGAUGAGAGUCACUCCCAUAAAGAAGAGCUGUCCGAAAGCAGUAGUGGAUCUGAUGACGAAGAUAAUGACAGACACUCAAUGGAUGACUACAACGACGAUAAUGCUGAUACUAACUGCCUCUUUGACGGAUUUUUUAUAAGAAGUUACAAGUAG